GCGCCCGCCCCCUUGAUCCGCCAUGAUGGACACGGCCUGCGUUGGAGGUGGACUUACGAUGCAGCGGCGCUGGGUGAUGGAAUCUGUGGAAACUACUGGACAUCUGUGAAAACGAGAUUUUUUAGCUCAUCGGAUUCCUCCAGUUUAAAUAAAUAUUCCGAUUCUGGCGGUGCGUGGCAGUGAGGAGCUUUAGAAGGCCCUAUGUUCCGGUGGAGGCAGCCGCACGUGGGGGACCUGGGAAAUGGGGAGCCUGAGCCCGAUGACGCGGGCCAGCCGCGCUCCGAGCCCGAGGAGAGGAGCGGUCACGUAGCCGUGUUUUGCGGAACCCGCAUGUACGUGUGGGGCGGGUACCUGGCCGACAACUCUGUGGACCUUUAUCUUCCUUCCAGUGAAAUGUGGAUUUACGAUACUGAAACCCAAGUGUGGCAUCGGCGAGAGCUUGGAGGAGAGCUUCCUCCCCCAAUGUCUGGCAGCUGUGCAGUGUGCGUUGAUAGAAGAUUUUACAUGUUUGGGGGCCAUCACAACCGUGGCAACAGCAAUGAGUUUUACACAAUGGAUUUGUGUCCCCGUGGAGAUUCUUACAAGUGGGAAAGGAUAUCAAAUUACACGGGUCAGCCUCCCUCUCCCAAGGACAAACUGGGCUGCUGGACACAUGGCAACAAGCUCGUAUUCUUUGGUGGCUAUGGAUACCAGCCCCGCGAGGCUCAUCGAGGGACCUUCGAGUUUGACGAAACUUCCCUGUGGGGGCCAAAUGUUUCCAGAGGCUGGAAUAAUCAUGUGCACAUUUUCGACCUGGAAACAUACAGUUGGAGUCAACCUCUCACAACUGGCACGCCACCACUUCCUCGUGCUGCACAUGCCUGUGCCACCCACGGCAACCGGGGCUACCUUUUUGGAGGCCGCUACUUGGGGGCUCGGAUGAAUGACUUGCACUACCUGAACCUGGACAACUGGGCAUGGAGCGGCCCAAUAGCAGUCAGAGGAGAAGUGCCGGUAGGCCGAUCAUGGCACACACUCACGGCAGCCUCGGAUGACCAGCUCUUCCUCUACGGUGGCUUCACGACGGAGCGUCAACCUCUUGGGGACGGUUGGAUUUACAGUGUGAAGAGCCUGGAGUGGCGGAAGCUCUCCCACAUCCCUCCCGACAGACCGAGGCUGUGGCACACGGCAACCCUGAGCGAGGAAGGAGAGGUGCUGGUGUUUGGGGGCUGCUCCAACAAUCUGCUUGCAGGAGAGAUGUCUGGCCAUAAGAACGAUGUGUUGGUGUUUUGUAUUCAGCCAAAGUCUCUUCUACGGCUGAGCGUGGACGCCGUGGCGUGCCAUCGGGAACUACUCUGUACUCAGUGGGGGGCGCUUCCUCGCCACCUGAGCAGCCGCCUUCUUCAACGCACAGGGGGCCCAGCCUCUGGUUCCUGAAGCACCUACAUGCAAUCGUGUACAUACAUGCUCACAAUCACAGGGGCACGGGCGCCCAAGUUCACAUGUGCAGCCCGCAGUCAGCUAAAUAAGUAGGCAGUAGUGCCACACCAUGCAUUUGCGAGCCAGUGCCAAGCCUACACAGGGUACAAACCUCGAGAAGAUCGCCAUUAUUUUUUAAAGCUAAUCUAGAUUUUAUUGGAGCAAUUUUUCUGUGACUGAAGGCUCCGACCAAAUCCUUAGAAAACCACCACAAGCGCUUUCCGCCUGAACAAUCAUGGAGAUGGCUUUGGAAGGAUUUGGUUUGAGCUGUCAGCGAAAUAAAUAUGCCUCCAAUAAAAUAAUUUCAACUGUUACAGCAUUGGCAAACUUGCCAGAACGACCUAGGGCGUGUCAGCUGAUGUGCUGCAAAUUUCUCCCCUAUCACUGAAUUACUCAGUGGCAGAGUAUAGCGUUCCAACCUGGUCCAAAACCUCACAAAUAUAUCAUGCCACUGAUCACGCUGUAACCAUAGAAUCAACCAUAUCCUGAAGAAUGCUCGCGAACACAGUGGAACAACAGAGAAGUCCAGAAUAAACACUUCAUUCAAGACCCAGACAUCGCACCUGGCUUUAACAUUACUUGAAGACACUGGUAUGACCAUCAACCACAUCAGAAUCAGAUUAUUUAUACCAGAGGAAUCCGAUGAGCUAUAAAUCUCUUUUUUUAAUAGAUGUCCAGUCGGGGCAGGUUAGAACGGUACAACAACAGUGCAAAAACAGAAUAGGAAUGCAAAAUAUCGGAAAUGUAAACAAAAAAGCAAAUAAAACUAAAGUAUUUUUAUCUUACCAGGUAAAGCCCACUGAGCUAUUAGUCUCUGUUUCAGAAGUAACUUGGCCACAAAUGAUAGCUCGACAAAGUGUCUUAUGUGGGAAUUGGAAGCAGAAAAUCUAAUUUAAAUGCAUGUUUA
Messenger RNA from Petromyzon marinus (sea lamprey), 2365 nucleotides. Its product is annotated as kelch domain-containing protein 2. NCBI's taxonomy places the organism in Eukaryota, Metazoa, Chordata, Hyperoartia, Petromyzontiformes, Petromyzontidae. Gene Ontology annotation, molecular function: protein binding. The record is from RefSeq and is a predicted model, not a curated record.